Molecule: messenger RNA, 3306 nt
Organism: Vitrella brassicaformis
Lineage: Eukaryota; Vitrellaceae
Source: the annotation of a GenBank genome assembly
AUGAGCGAGGCGCCCAUGGAGACGCAGUUCUGUGUGCUGCGGGUGGCUGGAGGCGGCAAGGGCAGCGACGGCGAGUUUGCAGUGCUGGCGCCGCUGGUGUGUCACGAGGGCGAGUGCCGCUCGACGAUUGAGGGCGGGGGAGCAUUCGAUGGUAAGUGCGUACAUACCUGAGUGAGUCAAUGAAGGGGAGCGGGAUGGAUGAGGAUGGCUGGGCGUGCGUGCCUCCCCAUGUGUGUGUGUCUUCCUUCCUCCAGACUUCGUGCUAGUCGUGACGACAAACAACGCAUGCUUCGAGCCUCCCCGAGGUGCCAACCUGCUCAUGUGCCUCCACCCGCCUCGCGACACAUCACUCUAUGAGGUAGGUAGGUAGGUAGGUAGGUAGGUGGGUGUGCAACAAACAUCACCAUCACACGCACAAGAGUACACCACUCCACUGCAUUGCAUCGCGUCGUCUAUCUGUCUGUCUGUCUUGCAGACCCUGAACCUGUCUGCAUCAGUCCUCUCUCGACUCACCAGAGGCCGCUGCCUACCCCGCCUGGCCAAAGAGCGCGUGGCCUUCCUUCCUUCCCCGCCCCCUGCACCCCCGCCCCUCGAUGACCCCUAUGCUCUCUUGCGUGAGUGGGGCUGGUGUUCCUGGGACGCCUACGGCCUGGAUGUCAUGCCGCAGCACGUGAGGGACGUGCUGAGGUACUGCUGCCAGGGCGGCGGGGUGGUCGGCCCUCCGGGGUGGGUCGUGCUCGACGACGGCUGGCAGGAGCAUGGCUGGCAGGACAGGUAGAGCGUGUGUGGACCUCACUCCGUGUGUUUAUGCUCCCGCUUUUCUCUGUCUGUCUGUUGCAGGGAGGAUUUCUCGAGGAAGGCCCCCCAAAGUGGGUUUGACGGCAACGAACGCUUCGCCCCUCUGGCCCAGUCCAUCGCCCGCCUGCGCGAGGGCCAACAUGAUGUCAAGGUGCUCGUGUGGCACACGAUCCAGGGCUAUUGGGGCGGUGUGCGCGAGGCCCUUGCGAAACGGCAGGGCUAUGGGCUGCGCACGGGGGUCUUGCCUGUCUUCCCGCCGGCGUUCUGGGAAUACGGGAGAGACACGGCCGAGUUCUUCAACCAGCAAUAUCAGAUUGUGGUGCCCAAAGACAUCGAGCGGUACUACAGCGACUUUUAUGGGUUCCUGCAACAGCAAGGUGAGUGAGUGAAAAGAGGACCUUCUCUCUGUGUCUUCAUGUCAUCCAUCCAUCCAUCCCAUGUGUUCGUGUUUGUGUGUGUGAUCCUCUCUCUUUAGGUGUGUGGGGCGUCAAGCUUGAUUCCCAGGGGCUGCUGGAGCACCUCACAGAGGGGUGUCUGGCGGCCAGCGGCCCCAAGUAUACCCUCACCUACAAGACGGCCGCCGCCAAGGCAGCCGCACUGCACUUCUCUUCCUCGGCGCCGUCGACCCAGGCCACGUCCAAACACGCCAACCGUCUGCAGCCGUGCGGCCGCAUUCUCCACUGCAUGAGCAACAGCAGCGCCUGCCUUUACGCCAGUGGGGGCGACGCCCUGACGCGGACGAGCGACGACCACGCCUUUCCCCACGUAGAGGAGCGGGCUGAGGACGUGGCCAUCUUCAUCUGGACCAACGCCACGGUGUCCUUGUGGGUCGGCACUCUCUGCAGAGUUGGUGAGUGAGGUGACACCACACCACACCACACCACACCACCAUCGACACGACACACCUACAGGCAGACGGAAAGACAGCCAACCUAACGUCACGUCUCUCCGUUGCAAUGCAGACUGGGACAUGUUCCGCCUGGCGGACUGGUGCGGCAAGAUCCAUGCGCUGGCUCGCGUGGUGUCUGGUGGCCCCAUCUACCUCAGCGACGAGGCCACCCUCUUCGACAAGUCGCGAUACGCCAAGGGCGGGGGGCCGCUGGCCCUCCUGCGCAAGUGCCUUGUGCCGCGGAAUUGCGGCACGUCGUCGUCGUCACCACACACGGGGCGUGAGGGUGGCUGUGUGGUGCCGUGCAUCGAUGUGGGGCUGCCCUCUGUGGACUGCGUGUUUGUGGACCCACUUGUCACGCCACAGGGGUGCGCUGCGGAGUGGAAGAGAAAACUGCACCGCACCUGUGUGUGGAUGGAUGGAUGGUCGUGUCGUGUCGUGUCGGUUUGUGCGUGUCUGUCUGUCUUCAGGUACAAGGUGGUCAAUGUGUGCAUGGGUGGGUGGAUAGUGGUGGUGUUCGGCCUAUGCGACAGCGAGGGCGAGCUCUACCCGCAGGCCAUCUACCCCUCGGACGUGCUGCCGCGGCCCUCACCGGCACUCUGGGCCUUCCCAAAAGACCGCAACAACAAGGGCCUGCCGCCGCCGUCACUCCUCUGCUUUGAUGAAGAGACCAGACAUGCCGCGCCCCUCAUCGAAGCGUAAGCGAGCCACAAAGAGGAAGACCGUCCGACGCCCAGAAACAUGGAUGUGUCUCUUGAUGUCUCAGGACGCCUUGGGAGGUGUCUCUGUUCUUCAUGCACGCCCGUCUCUACGCGAUCGUCCCCAUCCACCCACUCCACUACUACCCCUCCCCAUGCCACCAGCAGCCCCCCCAGCUGCUGGGCCACGUGAGCAUCGUGGGCCUCGACGGCGUCUUCAACUCACCAGGCACCCUCCUCGCCCCUCCCGAGCCCGUCCGGCUCACCGUCAGGGGGCGGCAGCUCACAAUGACAGGCGUCAUGUGCUGCCCGGGGGGCGAUGGCGACCUGCUCGUAUGGAGCGACUCGCCCACCAUUCUGGUCGUCCGUUGGCGGAAAGAGGCGCAGGGUGGUGCUGGUCUGUCGAAGGUGCGGCUGAGCUGGUCGAUGGCCGAGGCGGCCGGGCAGCGAGACAAGGUGCUGCGUGAGGUGGUGACCCUGACUGGUGGAGCGAGGGACGAGAGAGGCAACGUUGAGGUAGUUGUGGGUGCUGAUGAGCUAGUCAAUCGGCGUGUGUGUACAGAGAGGGUGGGGAAGGGGGACUUAUGGCAAUUGUGUGGGUUAUCUCUGGGCGAUGUGGUUGUGGUUGUAUUGGGAACUGAGAUUGAGAUGGUGACAGAGAGAGACAGUAGGGGUGGUUGACAUAACUGAGAUGUCUGCGGAUGAGUAUUAAUGGAUGAUGUAACAGAUCUUCAGUACUCACAUACAUGACACGUGACAUCUGAUGAGAUCCAGCCGAUGUCGCAGCCAGACGAAAAGCGCCAGCCGCGUCCUCAUGCGGAAAGUGCACUUCGUCCGGGCGCGAAAUGGGUAAGGUCACUCAAACAGAGAACGCAACGAUGAGCCACUCAAUAAGCGACAGGCAGCAUACUGAGGUGAUCG